ACUUUAAGGAAAACGGUGUGUGCGUCCCUCUUCGCUCGUGCAUGGAGCAAAUCGGCGAUCGAACUCAGAAGUGCCUUAUGUUUGCUCAGAUGUAAGCGGCGUGGUUCGUUAAUAGCCCGUUUAAUUAGAUACAAGCUUGCAGCUGAGUCACUGGCAAUGGUUAGCGUUUUCUUCGCGAACAUACUAGUUUCACCUCCGAAUUCUUCCAGGGCUGCACGAAUUGCAGCGAGCUCGGCGCGUGUAAUAGUGUUAGUGCAGCCAAAUCCAUUUGGGUUUACGUAGACCACACGGUCUUUAUGCCAAGCACAAGCCCCAGCCACUUGUAGUUCUCUACCGUUUUCAGUUGUUAUCUUGGAUACCGAGCCAUCGGUCCAUACAAUUUCCUCGGGGUUGUGGGCCAGCGGCAGUGUACGUUGGAAUUGUGUCCGAUUCAACCUCGGUGUCGCUGGAGCUUCGUCAGGCGUGACCAUAGUGGCAAUGUUCUGGUGAGUUGCGAGGUACUUGGCAUGUUUGGAGAUGUGACGUGGGAUGUGGGGACACGACGUGUUUAACGUACCUGGCCCGAGGUGGGUGUCAGCGACGGUUGCGGGCGCGUGGGGACCGGCUACCAGUGAGGAGCGAAGGCCUUUCCAGCUCUGCGUGAAGGCGUUUAGCCCAGCUGUGUUGCCAACGGCAACCAGUAUGGCUCCGCGUUGCUUCUGCAGGGGCACGUCAGUGCCGAGUCCAGGCUCCAUCCCAGCUGUGCCUGGGGAGUCCAGUUCUCCGUUCGUCCAGGUGGCGAGUCGGCGGCAGAGCGGGCUGCGCACAACGGCUCGGACGGUUGCCGAGGGGAGGGACGUCUGGUGCUGUGGUGCCGUCUUAUGAUCAGUUUGCCCCGGGUCGCGCCGGUAUCUGUGCAGCAGGGCAGCCACCGCCUCCUCGAAGGCCUUGGUCCGGUUGUUGCUGGUCCGGUUGAAGCUUUCCCAGAGCGUUUGAAGGCGUGCGUAGGAUGGCCGCCAGCUCCUGGCCAUCAUUAUCCAGGUCGUAGGUGCUGCGGCGUCGACAUCCAUUGGGUCCUCAGCGGCGGCCGCGGCUGGCUGCCCUUGGUGGAGAAGGCUUUCGUCUCCAUUUGUGAGGCGCAUAGCCGUGCUGAUUGCGGCUUUAUCACCGGAGUUUCUCAAGCUCCCGGGUGCUAAUCAGAUGGCGGCUCGUAUUGCGGUCGACCAAGUGGCUGAAUUCGAGCUGGAGUUCCGCGAGCGGGAGCACGUGUUCGACAGGGAGGGGUGCUGCCGCACGCGCUGCAGCUGCGGCGUCCAAAGCCUCGACAAUUGACCAGGUAGGGGUGGUAUACGGUGUGCCCUUGUAAAAGAGCUGUAUACCAUGCUCACGAGCGAGGGUCAUCUGUUGCAGAGUUGUGAAGAAGCGCCCUCUGUCUGCAGGUAGGUGGUGUGCGAGGCUCGUACCCGCCAGGCUAUGCUGCCGUGGCAGGAGGGCACGGGUAACCACGCCCAGUCGGCCUGUGUCGUUUAGAGCAAGGACAAGCGCGCGGUUGGCCACACGCGCGUACUGGGGUAAGAGUGAGCCCAGUCCUAGGCCAUAUUCAUCGAUUGGGAGAAGGGUGGUACGGGUAGGGAAGCUGCGUGGCAGCCCGUAGCACCGUUUUGCGUAACCGGCCAGUGCAGCGUCAAAGUUUGCGAUGUCCUGUUUCGUGUAUGGCAUCGCAGCAAAUGCAUAGGCGAUUGAGGUGUGGACGCAUUGCUGCAGCAUGCGUAGGCGUUGUGCCGGCGUGGCCAGUGACGUGGCUAUGGCCGUGCCCUUUUCUUUCACAGUUUCCGUGACGCGGGAGACUUGCGCCUUCCAGUCUAGUGAGAAGGUCUUCCAGCGUUGUGGUCAGGGCCGCCAAGUCGUCAGCGUACGCGGCGGCGCUGCAGUGGUACCGUGCAUUGUCCUCCGGGCUGAGGCAUCCGUAGCGGUAGCCCCGCCCACCUGCGUGGAGCCACCGCACAAGCGGUUCCAUGAACAAGAUAAACAGUACCGGUGACAGGGUGUCACCUUGCACUGUGCCACGUUCUAUUGGGAUGGCGGAUGUGCAUCCAUGUUCAGUACGAAUGCGGGUGGUGGCGUGCGCGUAUAGGUUGCGAACUGCGCGUAUCAGGUCGUCAGGCAGGCCCAGAUCGAACAUAAUCUGGAGUAGCCUGUCCUGAUCGAUUGUGUUAAACGCAGAGCUGUAGUCAACAUACACUGCGUAUACGUCUUUCCCAUACAGGGCAGCGUCCUCCAGUACAUGCACAAGGUUCAGUAUCUGCCGUUCCGUGUUGCAGUAGGCCCGGAAGCCCUCCUGUGAUUCGCUGAACAGCUGGAGUGGGCCUGCCAGUUCACCGAUGCCCAGGGUGAGCAUAGAAGUGUACAGUUUAUAGCAAGUGUUGGCUAGAGCGAUGGGCCUCUUGUUCUUGAUGUCAAGAGCGUCCCCAGGUUUUGGGAGCAGGACCGUGUCUGAAGUGGCCCAGGACUCCGGGAUUGUGGACUUGACGUACAUGAUCUUCAGUGUGUUGUGUAGGGCUCGCUUCAUGCCGUGAGGCAAGAUGCGGAGCAGCUCGUUCGGAAUGCCGUCUGGGCCCGUGGCUUUGUUACGAGAGAGGCCUGGUGGCGAGCGUGUGCUGGAGGGCAGCGGCAGCAGCUUCACGCUGCGCUUUGGCUCGGUCCGCCACCAACUGGCGGUGUUGGGCUUGGCAGUCCUUUAUCUGACCUCGUAUGGCGGCAGCCUCUCCUUCCGUUGUUGUGUCUGGCGCUGCACCGCCGGCUGUCAGGUCUGCCGUGGCCUCGACCAUUAUGUCCUCCAAGUGGGCGGCAGCGGCGGCCAGCUGCUUCUUGGUGAUUGGAAGCGUCACGCGAGACCAGCGUGGGCUGUCUUCAGAUGUUGUUGCUGGUGGCGCUGCGGGCUGCGGUGCUUCCCAUAGGUGCAGCGCGUCAGCAGGCAGUUUUACGUGUACAGGUUUAUGGUCAAAGUUACCCGCGACUGUACUUACGUGCUCGUGUGGGCUGGGGCACGCGGUGAGCGUUGUCGUGCACAUGAGUAUGUCAUCUAUGCGGCUGCGGUGCGUUGUGACACCAUGUUGUGUUUGUUCAUAGGACCAUUCGCCCUCUGUGGUCAUGGUGCCUCGUGCGGGUAAUAAGCCAGUUUGUGCCAGAAAGCGUUGGUGUAGUCGGUCAGCAGAGUCAAGCGGCCCUGUGCGAUCUGCAGCGUUAGCUACAGCAUUGAAGUCUCCCGCCACAACCAGGUGUUGUUCACAGGCGCUGGUGUGUGUCAGGGUGGUCUGGCAGUAAUGGUAGAUGGCCUUGCGGAUUGCCGUGUCUUCGGGCGCGUAUACACCCAGGACUGUAAGGGGCGUGCUGCCCCGUGUGCGGAUCUGAAUGUGAGACACAUAGCCGUGUAGGGUGACUGGAGGAGUGUGAGCUGCAGUACAAGCGGUACCCUUCAUUCAUAAAGGCUCGUUUUAGUGGGUCGUGUCGGUGGCCAAGCUUAGUUUCAGUCAAGAUCACAAUAUCGGCGUUCCAGGCAGCAAGAUUGCAGAGUGUGAAGCUCAGAUUUCCCGGGGCACCUGCGGCUGUUACUUGUGAGAGUAGGCCCCGUACGUUGUGUGUGACAAGAUGUAGUGUGCGGGCCUGUGUUUGGUCUGGGCUAGGUUGUGCGGUAGUUGUGUCUUGUCGUUCUGUUGGUGCGGUUUGCUGUCGUUUGAAUAGGUCGGUGAGCAUGUUUGUGCGCCCUGUCCAGCGGGCCAGCGCUGUCCCAUUGGUGGCGGUGGCGGCGGCCAGGGCACGUAUGGUUCGUAUUUGGGCGGUUAUGUUUGGGGCGAGGCGUUGGGCAGCAUUUGUUGUGUUGUUUGGGCUUGUAGCAGUGUUCCUUUGUUCAGGUUGAGUGAUGUCUAUUUCAAUGGGGGCAUUUGUGCGGUCUGUUGGUGCUGCUGUGGGCAGUGGCAUUGCUUCUUGUGGAAAGAUGUUGUAGCAAGGGCCGAGUGUAGUACGCACGGCCUCCAUGUCUACAGUGGAGACAGUGCCGAGGUAGUAAAUAUGGCCUUCCAUAGCACUCCAUCCAUCGUCUUCAAGGAGAACGUUGUGGAGUGGUGUAUUUUCUGAAUCGACUAUGCGCCAUUGGCCUGCCUCAAGGCGGACUGCAUAGACAUGGGGCCGGCUAUUCAUGAGGACAUUGAAGCCAAGGCGGCGCGCCUCACGUGGUAAUGCGGCGAGUACGGAGUCUUUGGAAUGAGGGGGAUCCCCUGGUGUGUCAAAAUGUGACACGGCGCAGCGCAUGACUAAACGCUUGUUGGGAAGUGCGUUUGCAUUCCCGAUUGUGGCGUUAUAGUAAAGGUAGUGGUUGAUGAUGCUCAUGUCAAACCUGCCCGCUUGUGUGUAAGCGUUUGCCCAC
Molecule: messenger RNA, 4402 nt
Organism: Chlamydomonas reinhardtii
Lineage: Eukaryota; Viridiplantae; Chlorophyta; Chlorophyceae; Chlamydomonadales; Chlamydomonadaceae
Exons: 10
Coding region: 861-1175 (104 amino acids)
Source: RefSeq, a predicted model, not a curated record